GUACAAUCCGCUGGUUUGACUCGGAGUGCUCGGUGGACAGCUAGUGCCGUCAGUGCAGAGCUGGUCAAAAUGAGCGAGGAACUGUCUGCAUCAGGGUUUGUGAGGAAGCGAGUGCAGCGGCUUGAGAGAUUGUUUCAAGUGAAAGGAGGUGCACCACUCUCAAAUGAGGAGUUGGAACAGGAAGGCUUGGAGACAUGGGAGAACCCAUGGGAGAAAAUUUCCACGCUUGAAAAAGCUUUGGAGUUCGAAAGUACCUACCACAAGAAGGCACGAGACCGGAUUUCAGCGUUGAGUGAAGUAUUGAAGGAGAUGGAAAAAGAGUCACUAGACAGAACUAUCCUGGAUCUGAGGAACCAACAGUUACAAGAGAUGCUGGCUGAGUUGGAAAAGGAAUACCUGCUUGUCUGUGAUGACAAGAGUCAGGAGUGUGCAGCCCUGACAGAAGAGAACACAAUGCUACUAGAACAGUUAGAAAAGGAACACAGUGAUAAGAAGAUGUUCCAACAAGAGUGCAAGAACCUCACCACUAAGGCUGCACAACAGCAGCAGCAACUUGAGGAGCUGAAAAAGAAGUUGGAGGACUUGGAAGAUGAAAGACAGGAGUUAGAAACAAAUAAAUUCCAGCAAGGUGUUCUGGAAGAAAGAAUACGAGAGUUGGAACAUGACUUGGAGAGUGACAGAAAAGAGAUGGAUGAAUCAACAAGACUCAAUAAAGAGUUACAGGAAAAAGUUGAAGAGCUGGAGCAUGACCUCAGGCGCAAGACACAGGAGUGCUGCAACAUGGAGUUAGUCAACUCUGAGAUAGAGGAAAAAUUGGAACAGGUUCAGGAGAGUUUUGCAGUCAGUAAGAGACAAUGCCAGUCUUUGGCAGCACAGAAAUCCCAGCUACAGAGUGUUGUAGAAGAGCUAGAGGUAAAAGUGGAGGAGUCUCCCCGCCAGGCCACUCAGAAGAUGCUAGAACAGUAUGAGGAGCUCGAAAAUAGGUUACAAGAGCUGGAGCAGCUUCUGAAGCACGAGACCGGCGAGCGCGAGCGCGAGACCACGGAGAGCAAGAGCCUGGCCUCGCAGAACAUCGAGCUGCGCCGCAAGCUGGAGGACGAGCACGCCAACUACAAGCGGAAGCUGCAGGCGUACCAGGAUGGGCAGCAGCGCCAGGCACAGCUCGUGCAGAAGCUGCAAAGCAAGGUCCUGCAGUACAAGAAGAAGGUUGGUGAACUUGAGUCGUCCAUCAACGAGCGCGAGAAGGAGAGCGAAGCUGCCAAGCUCGACUUGGAGUCCACCCGAGACAACUUGUCUCGUUCCCUGGAGUCGUCGGAGGCACGUCUGCGUGCCACUGAGGAGGAACACAGCAUGGAUCUGGAGAAUGCCCUGAUCAAGCUGGAGGAGGAGCAGCAGAGGAGUGCUAGCCUGGCCCACGUGAACGCCAUGCUGCGUGAGCAGCUGGACCAGGCCACGCAGGCCAACCAGCAGCUGACCGCCGACAUCCAGCGCCUGACCCAGGACUGGACACGCGCCCGCGAGGACCUGGAGAACAAGGAGGCUGAGUGGAGGGAGGAGGAAGCCUCCUUCAACAGCUACUUCAGUCAGGAGCAUGGUCGUCUGCUGGGCCUGUGGCGUACUGUCAUGUCGCUGCGCCGCCAGUUCGCUGAGGUCAAGUCUGCAACCGAGAGGGACAUGUCUGGCAUCCGUGCCGACAUGACGCGUUCCUCUCGCUCUCUGCACUCUGCCUGCCUCAACCUCCAGGCCAACACGCGCAUGGCGGACUCCACCACGUCCGUGCAGCUCGACAAGGAGCGCGCCGACCGUUCCGAGAUGGAGAACCAGCUGCGCGACAAGGUCAAGGAGGUCAUCACGCUCCAGUCCAGGCUGGACACGGAGCGCUCGGACCUCAGUGGCAGGAUCAACGAGCUGUCCGUGCAGAACGAGCGCCUCAAACUGCAGGUUAAGGACCUCAACAAGACCAUCGAGAACCUGGAGACCAGCCGUGCCGAGGCCACUCAGGAGCUGGAGCGCUCCCAGGCCGAGGCCCUGCGUGAUGAGACCGAGGCUCUGCACCAGGCUUUGCGCGACAUCGCUAACGUUGUCAUCACCGACGCUGACGGUGUCGGGGAGAAGGAUGACGACACCAUGGCUGAUGCUGACCUGAGCCUGAGGUCGACCUCUCCCAGCCGUCUGCGUUCGACCUCUCCCAGCCGCCUGCGUAGCCCGUCUCCCUCUCGCCGCUCGCCCAGCCGCGGCCGGUCCCCGGCCCGCACCUUCUCUCCCGCGUUUGCUGAGUCCACCCUGGGUGCCGUACAGGCUGCACUGCAGAAACGUCAACUCCAAGUCCAGGAGCUCAGGGCCAAGCUGAACGCCCAGCGCGACCAGGGCGGCUCGCUCAAGAAGCAGCUGGAUGAUGCAGACAACGAGAGGCGUCGCGAGUCGCUCCAAGGACGAUGCAGUCCGUGAUGCCAACAGGUUCAAGAAUGCUCUCGACCUGACGGGAAGCGAGAAGUCUGCGCUGGAGUCCAUCCGUUCAUCUCUGAAUGAUGAAAUCGAGGCCUUGAACGCGGAGAACCAGAAGCUCCAGGCUGCCAACGCUGACCUUCAGCACCAGCGUGACAGCCUUGAGGACGAGAAGGAUGAUGUCAUCAAGGACAAGGAGCGUGGGCAGAAGGAGAUCGAACGAUGCAACCGUGUGCAGGAGCAGAUGGAGAUGAAGAACUCUGCGCUGCGUGAGGAGACUGUGACUCUGAAGGAGGCCCUGAACCGGGCUAUCCUGGAGAAGGAGGUCCUCGAUCAGGAGAAGGCAGAGAUUGCUGAGUCUCUCUCCAAGGUGGAGCUGCAACGUGCAGAGCUUGAGCUGGAGAUCAGCAAACUGAAGACCGAGGAGGCCGGCCUCAGGGACUCACUGCUCAAGAUGCAGGCACUUAACGAGGGCCUGGGACAGGACAAGAUUGAGCUGAACAAGAUGAUCAUGCAGCUGGAGGCUGAGAAGGCCUCCCUGAUGGGUGAGAAGGGAGAACUGGAGCAGGAGAAGUCCAGUCUCAAGGACGAGCUUGUCAAGACUGAACAGGAGAAGAUGGAGGUGGAGAACAUGAAGAGCGGCCUGGACCAGUCCCUGGUGCUGACAGAGCAGACCAGGGAGAAGCUGGAAGAGGACCUCAUGUCUGUCCAGCGGGAGAAGGCUGAAGUCUCCGAACAGCUGUCUCAGACGACUCGCCAUAAGAACGCGCUGGCGGAAGAGCUGCUGCAGUCUCGGCGUGAGGUGGAGCGGCAGAGCGACACCGUGGUCCGUGUGGCCAGGGAGAAGGAAGAACUGACCAAGGAGAAGGCCAACCUGGUGGUGCAGCUGACCGCUGCCGAGAGGGAGAACAGGGCUCAGUCUGAGGAGAUUGCCACCUUGCGUGCAGACAAGGAGAGCCUGGAGACCCAGCUGUAUGACUCCCAGACUCUGGCCUCCGAGCUGCAGACCCGUAAGGAACAGCUAGAGGGCGAGAACCAGACCAUCCUGCUCAACAAGGAGGCACUGCAGGUUGAGAUUGGGCGCGUGCGUAAGGAGAUGGAAAUUGAGAUCACCAAGUUGGAGCGCGACAAGGAGGCCCUGAACCAGAAGCUGGCGCAGCAGGAGCGCGACAGCUCGCUGGCGCUGAAGAACGCCCAGCAGUCGCACGAGGAGGACGUGGACAGGCUGAUGCGCGAGAAGGAGACCCAGCGGCUGGACCUGGAGUCUGAGCGCGAGGAGAUCAUCCACAAGAACACUCAGGAGAAGGAUGAGAUGCUAGCCAGGUUUGACAAGGAGAAGGAGGAACUCAACGAAGAGCUGGAGGCCCUCGCACAGGACAAGGAUGAGAGUCUGCUGCUCGCAGAGAAUGACAAACAACAGGCCCUUUCCCUGAAGGAACAGGAGAAGCAGACUGUGGUGGAGAAGCUUGGCUCGGCCCAGCGUGACAUCGCUAAUGCCAGCAUGGAGAUGGAGCGUAUGAAGAGAGACGCCUACAGCAAACAGGAGCAGGACAAAACCACCAUCAACUCCCUCAACCAGGAACUCAAGAACUUCAGGGCUCAAUUCGAGGAGGCAACCAAUGCCCAUGAGCGUGAGAUUAAGGACCUGAACGGGCAGAUAGCCGAGGUCAGGAAGCAGCGGGAGGCCGCUCACAAGGAGGUGGCAGAACUCAAGACGCAGCUCAAGAUGGUGGAGGAGACACGCGACGGUGUGCGUCGUGACCUGAUUGAGGCCCACCGCAGGAUACGUGAAGGUGACGAGGACCGUGAACUGAAGCGUAAGGAGAUCAUCGACCUGAAGCGCAUGAACAACGACGAGAUCCGCGAGAAGGAGGCCAUCAACAAGACCAACGAGGAGCUGCGGCAGAAGGUGAAGAAGACUGAGGGAGAGAAGAGCAACCUGGGCAGGGAGCUGGGAGAUGCCAGGCAGAGGAUCAAUGUCCUGAGUGAGAAGUUGGAUGCUGGUGGCAAGGAGAACUCAGACCUGCGUAACAGCCUGCGCGAGGUGGAGAAGAGCCGCCUGGAGGCCCGGCGUGAACUGCAGGAGCUGCGCCGACAGGUGAAGAUGCUGGACAGCGAGAGCAAGAAGAAGAGCAAGGAGGUUGAGGAGCUGCAGAACCGCGUGUCUCGUGACGAGGAGAAGGAAGAAGAGGCGCGCCGUGAGUCGUACGGCCUGAAGCAGAAGGUCAUGGAGACCGAGGCCAGCCGCGAGGCAGCGCAGAAGGAGAUCGCUUACCUCCGCAGGAAACUGGCUGAGCUGGACGAUGAUAGCAAGCUCAAGGAGAAGGACUAUCUGGCAACUAUCGAGGAGGGCCGUGCCAACGAGAGGAAGAUGAACGACCAGAUGCGUAACCUGGAGAUCGCGCUGGAGAACACCAAGGCUGACGCCGCCGACCUCAGCCUCAAACUGAGCGCUGCUGACGGCAGGGUCAACGGCCUGGAGGCCGAACUGUCUCGUCUGGAGGCCCAGAAGCGUGACACUGAGUACAAGCUGGGCAGCCUGCACUCUGCCCUGCGCCGUACCCUGGGGAUCAGCCGCAUGGGUCGCUCCCCCAGCCCCGGCUUGAUGAGGACACGCUCGCGCAGCCCCAGCCCGACCCGUCGCGGCAGACCUACCUCCCCCACCAAGGGAUUCGACAGCACCUUCGCCACCACCACGGACGGCAUGGGUGAGAUCAUCCCCGACACCGGCUCCCCCGGCGCGCUGGAGCGAAGCCUCAGCCCCGCACGCCGCUCCAUGACCCCCACGCGACUGGAGACCUCCGCUCAGGACAUUGACCCCGAGGUCGUCAGAGGUGCUCUCAGGGACUUCCUUCAGGAACUCAAGGAAUCACAGCGCGACAAGGAGGAUGCCCAGAUCAAUGGAAAGAACCUCCAGCGCCAGCUUGUGGAGAUGCAGAGCCAGAGGGACCUGUACGAGCAGCGUCUGCAGCAGCUCCAGAAAACUCUGGGAGAGACAGAAGAGGGUAAGAGAGGUUCCGACGGCCGCCUGAGCGCCGCACAGACCGCCCUGAUGUUGCAGGAGGAAACCAUCCGCCGCAACGACCGCGAACGGAAGGGUCUGGUGGAGAAGGUGUCCACCCUGGAGCGCGGCCUGCAAUCUGCUGAGACAGAGAAGAGGCAGCUGGAAGAUAAGAUCAACAAGAUGAAACAGAAGGAGGGCAGCCUGGAGUCUGACAAGAAGAAGCUGAAGGAGAACUGGGACAAUGCUGAGAACCGCAACACCAAGUCUGAACUGUCACGGCGCUCGCUGGAGGGAGACCUGCAACGCAUGCAGCUGGCAUUUAAUGACAAGGAGACAGAGAACCAGGUGCUUCAGGACCGUAUUGACAGCCUGACCAAGCAGAUUCAGGACCUGGAGGGUAAGGCCACCUCCCUGCAGCUGACUGUGGACAGGCUGUCCAUGGCACUGGCCAAGACUGAGGAGGGAGAGAGCCAGCUCAAGGAUAAGGUGCAGAACCUGUCCAUGACCCUGUCGGACAGUAAUGCCACAUCACAGACCCUACAGGAGAAGAUCCAACAGGUCCAGAAGGCUGUCACCAACAGCGAGCAUGACCGUCGCGUGCUUCAGGAGCGUCUCGACUCCACCAGGCAAGCCUUGUCGGAGGCUAAGAAGAGUAACCAGAGCCUGGCUGAGCGUGUGCAGCUGCUGCAGAACGAGAACGCCGAGGCGGACGUGCGCCGUAUGGAGCUGGAGGGACAAGUCCGCCAGUCGCAACAGAUGGUGCGUGAACACAAGAACUCGGAGGACGAGGCCCUACAGAGGAUCCAGAAGGUGCAGGAAGACAAGCGAGUCCUGCAGGAGCGUAUCACCGGGCUGCAGCGCGUCAUCGCUCAGCUGGAGACUGAGAAACGCGAGACGGAACGUUCCGCCGUCCGUCUGGAGAAGGACAAGUCUGCACUGAAGAAGACUCUCGACAAGGUUGAGCGAGAGAAGAUGAAGACGGAGGAGACCACCCUGCAGCUUGAUAACGAGCGCUCCACCAUUGAGCGACAGAUGGGCCAGCUGGAGUCAGAGAACGUGGAGAUGCAGCGCCAGAUCCAGGCACUGCAGGCUACACUGGCUGAGACUGAGCAGCAGCAUGCACAGAGGUUGAUUGAGCUGACCACCCGACAUCGCCAGGAGACAGAGAUGGAGACUGAGCGCCUCAGGACCGCCCAGCUGCAGGCCGAGCGUACGCUGGAGGCGCGGGAACGCGCUCAUCGUCAGAAGAUCAAGGGACUAGAGGAGCAGAUUGCCACCCUGAAGGACCAGCUUCGUCAGGAGAUGCAGAAGAAGCAGCAGCUGCUGACCCGCUCUGCUCGCGCCCUGGAGGAGUCUCGGGACAUCCACGGCGUGCUGGGAGACUCUCUUCGCUCCGUCGCCCGCGACACCUCUCUCGACCCACUGCUCCUGGAGCACGAGACCAAGAAACUGGACGACUCAAUGGACUACGCGACGCGCAUAGGAGCGACCUCCCCGCCUACGAGUCUCGGGCGGCGCAACGGCGGGCGCAGCACCUCCCCCUCCAGGAUUGGCCGCCCCUCCUCAACAUCCACCCCUGCUGCAGCGGUCCGCCGCUCGCCAACGGCCAGCAUCGCUCGUCGUUCCAGCCCAACACCGAGCUCCCUUCGCCCGUCUUUCAGGAAGUAGAGUGUGACUGGGCGCGUUUAUUAUGACCUUUGACACAGUGUUAAGCUCACGAGCCAAAGCAAACAAGUCCCUCUAAGAACAAGACUAGUUAUUCUGCCGGUUGUAGCUGACAAACAAUUAGACAUCUGUGCUUCUUGAUAUUUCAGGAAUUUCUCCGCCAUCUUUUGAUGAAAUUUGAAUCUCGUGCACUGAAAUUCUAACACGGUGUUUUGCACCUUUAACUUCCCACUGCAGGGAAAAAUUAUAUAUAUAUGUAUGAAUUAUAGGUAGCACUUUUGAGGCAAUAAGAGACUUGUUGAUGUCCCGAUAUAUGCAAACAUUCAUAGCAGACUGUAGCCGAGCAUAGAAAACAAGAAAACAUUUUUGCACAGUACCGUAGCAUUGAAAACCAGUAAACAAGGAAGGUGCUUUUUUUAUGCGAUCUGAUCUUUGCAGUGUGCCUUUCUCUUUGGUGCAGCAAAGACCCAUGUGUGCAGCUAAGAAAUAAACUUAAGAAUCAUCUAAGAAACGUAGCGUACUAUUGUGACAAUGAUCAUUCCACAAGGUACUCAAUUUUUACAAAAUAGUCGAGGAAUUUACUCCAAUCUAUUCCAUAGGGCUGUAGAGAAAGUUUGGGAACAGUAGACAUAUCAGGAUUUUCUGAAUGAUUCGGUAGAAAACUGGGAGCAACUAUAUCAUGUGGGCAGGGAGACUUAGCUUUAUCUAUACUAUAAUUUGCACCUGUUUGUGAUGUAUAGAGUGAUACGUGAUUGAGAUAUUUUCCAAUAUGCGCAGUGUGCAAAAAAAUAUAGCAUAGAGGAUGAUAUUAAUUAUAAUCAAAAGGGAAGAGUUUGAGUUUAUUUGAAAAGUGUGUGCGAUAGGAUUCGGAUGUUGACACUUGACACAGUUAGAAAUCAGGUUGUGCUUGUCUUUUACUAAUAGCGUGAAGAACAACGUGUGAAAGAGCAUUGCUAGCAUGCUGUUAUUAACUUUCAUGUAGUUUGGAUGAAUCAUUACUUCUCAAGUGUAGUGUGGAAGGAAGGCAAUAAGAGUUGAAUGGUACUGGCAGACAUUGUGACAGAAUGAUUUUAUGACAGAAGAA
Molecule: messenger RNA, 8198 nt
Organism: Branchiostoma floridae (Florida lancelet)
Lineage: Eukaryota; Metazoa; Chordata; Leptocardii; Amphioxiformes; Branchiostomatidae
Product: rootletin-like
Source: RefSeq, a predicted model, not a curated record